UGCAAAAUUACUGAUUAUAAUAUGCUCUCCUAUGUAUGUCACCUAAAGAAUUCAAAUGAAGAAGGCCUGAGAAAUCUCCAAAAAGCUGAAGAAGCUAUUCAAGGACAUCAUCCAGGUGAAAUUGCCAGGAGAAGUCUCGUUACCUGGGGGAACUAUGCCUGGAUCUAUUACCACAUGCAGAGAUAUGAAGAAGCUCAAACUUAUGUAAGCAAAGUGGAAAACAGCUGCAAAAAGCUUUCAAGUACUGCUCAUGAGCAGACUCAGCUUCCAGAGGUCUAUGCUGAGCAAGGAUGGGCAUUUUUACGUUUUGGGAAGAAUUACUUUGAGAGGGCAAAGAAUUGCUUUGAAAAUGCUCUGAAGAGUGAGCCCAAUAAUCCAGAAUUUAAUGCUGGCUAUGCAAUAGCAACAUUUCGCUUGGACGGUUUCGCUGAAAGGAGCAAUGACAGGAUGAGGCCGUGCCUGGAGUCCUUGAAGCGGGCAGUGCAACUCAAUCCAAAUAACACCACCCUUCUGGCAUUACUGGCAUUACAACUUCAGCGAUUAAAACGAGUCAAAGAGGGCGAGAGGUACAUUGAAGAAGGACUGCAGAAAACCCCUGACUUCCCUUUAUUCCUGCGAUAUGCUGCUAGUUUUUACAGAAAGAGAGGAGAAGUAGACAAGGCAGUGAAGAUUUUGAAGAGAGCCCUAGCACUGAUGCCAAAUUCUGUCAUUGUGCAUCAUCAACUAGGACUCUGCUACAAAUUGAAGAUCCUUGAAUUGAAAAUGGCAAGACACCCACCUCAAGUGAUAGAAAAAACGGUAUUUUUUAGUGCUUAUACUGACCUAGGAAACGUAUAUGCACUAGGCAAGAGGUAUGAAGAAGCAGAAGAGAUAUUUCAGAAAGUGCUUCAGAGAAAUGACAUAUCCUGUGGUGUCAAACAAGAAAUCUACUUCCAUUAUGGCAAUUUUCAGCAUUUUGACAUGAAGUCAAAAUCAAAAGCCAUUAAGUAUUACAUAGAAGGUCUGAAAAUGGAAAAUGAUUCCUAUGGAAGAAAACAGUGCAGUGAAGCUGUGGAGAAAUUGCUGAAAGAGAAAAUUAGGAGUGGUUUAGGGCAUGCCACAGAUUUUGGUACAUUUGGCCUCGUUCAUAAGCUGAACGGUAAGAAACAAGAAGCAAUUGAAUGCUAUGAGAAAGCCAUUGCUUUGGAUCCAAACAAUGAGGAAUAUCUGAAUGCAUUAGCUGAGCUACAACUUUCCAUCUCAAGCUAAAGCUCACAAAAAUCUUAUAUAUCAAAAAAAAACCCCAAACCAAGGAGGUUUCAAAAGACUCUCAAAACUUUUUUAUAUUAUUUGCCUUUCAUUUGAAGUUAGGCAUUAUGACCAGAUGGAACACAAGUGGCAUCACUUUCUGGUCAUAAUGUAGAAACUGCAGACAACAAUUGUUCAUUUG
Molecule: messenger RNA, 1429 nt
Organism: Ficedula albicollis (Collared flycatcher)
Lineage: Eukaryota; Metazoa; Chordata; Aves; Passeriformes; Muscicapidae
Product: interferon-induced protein with tetratricopeptide repeats 5
Biological process (GO): defense response to virus
Cellular component (GO): cytosol
Molecular function (GO): protein binding
Source: RefSeq, a predicted model, not a curated record